AUGAAGACACCUCUCCUCUUCUGCCUCUUCUCGGCCCUGCUGGAUACAGGGACCUGUGUUUCGUGCGAGGUUUGCUUCAGCACAAGUGACAGCUGUACGGGCAGUGUGCAAGUCUGCAGUGAGCGAAUGGAUUCCUGUGGGAUCAUUAAAACAGAAACCGUAGCAGGCGAGAUUAAGAGUCCUAACUUUAUCAAGGCCUGCGUGUCCUCCAGCCAAUGCGGCCUCAGUCCUCUUUACAUGACUUUUGGGAACGGGAUCUCCAUGAUCACGAACAUCGCCUGCUGUGUGGGGCAGGCCUGUAAAACAGCCUCCGUUACCGUGCCCCCGGCUAACACCACCCUGAACGGCCGGCACUGCCCAGCCUGCUACUCUGUGUUUACCCAUCACUGCAAUGAAGAGAUCAUCGACUGCACAGGAGCCCAGACCCAGUGCAUCCAUAUCAGCGGCACCGUGAAAACCGGUGGGACAACCGUGCACAGCACCCUGAAAGGCUGCGCCACCGAGUCUGCCUGCACCAAUAUACAACAGUUCAAAGGGGCCUUUGCGGGAUUCAGUGCGGAUCUCACUACGGCCGAAUGCAGACCAGCCUUCCGUGUGGCCAGCAUGGCUCCAGAACCAGCCAGACUCGUCCUCCCAGCCCUCGUUACCGUCCUGCUGGCGAACGUCCUCUCCUGA
Molecule: messenger RNA, 675 nt
Organism: Emys orbicularis (European pond turtle)
Lineage: Eukaryota; Metazoa; Chordata; Testudines; Emydidae
Product: phospholipase A2 inhibitor gamma subunit B-like
Exons: 5
Coding region: 1-675 (224 amino acids)
Cellular component (GO): extracellular region
Molecular function (GO): phospholipase inhibitor activity
Source: RefSeq, a predicted model, not a curated record